Molecule: messenger RNA, 1496 nt
Organism: Nicotiana attenuata
Lineage: Eukaryota; Viridiplantae; Streptophyta; Magnoliopsida; Solanales; Solanaceae
Product: cysteine-rich repeat secretory protein 12-like
Exons: 3
Coding region: 202-1059 (285 amino acids)
Cellular component (GO): plasmodesma
Source: RefSeq, a predicted model, not a curated record
CUGUUUCCAUAUCUGUAGCCCCUCACUAUACCAAACGCCAAAGACUUUCAUUUUUCUCUUCUUUUUUCAUGCCUCAAUUAUACUCGUCCUCCUAUAUAUAUAGACCCUUGGUCCAUUUCCCAUACCCCUUUAACUUUAAUCACAUAUAAAAAUAUAUUUAACACUGCCCAUCACUUCAAAAAACAAGAAGAAAAAAUAAACAUGAAGCUGUAUGUCAAAGAAUUUUCUCUUCAUGUUCUUCUUGUUUAUAUGAUAAUGAUAUUCUUGUUUUUCACGUACCAAUCUAAUGCUUCUACACAAUCCUUUGUUUAUGGCGGAUGUUCACAACAGAAAUACAAUCCUGGUACAGUUUACGAGUCAAACGUUAACUCGCUCCUCACUUCACUAGUCAACUCAGCAUCUUACGCAAAUUUCAACAACUUCAAGAUUUCUCUACCUGGUUCAAGUCAAAACGACGUCGUUUACGGCCUCUUUCAGUGCCGAGGCGACUUGGGAAACUCCGACUGUCGGAAAUGCGUGGCUACGGCGGUAAGCAGAGUCGGGACACUCUGCACCACCACGUGCGGCGGCGCGUUGCAGUUAGACGGGUGUUUCGUGAAGUACGAUAAUGUUUCUUUUCUUGGUGUGGAAGACAAAGGUGUUGUCAUGCACAAAUGUGGACCGUCGAUUAUGGAUGAUAAUGAGAUGUUGACUAGAAACGACGCCGUUUUAACGUAUUUAGGUGCUGUGCCACAGGGUCAAUAUUUUAGAGUUGGCGGGUCGGGGAAAGUUCAGGCUGUGGCGCAGUGUACGCAAGAUUUGAGUGUGAGCGAGUGUGAAGAUUGCUUAUCGGAGGCGAUCAGACAGCUGAAAAAUGAGUGUGGGUCCUCACCUUGGGGAGAUAUGUUUUUGACCAAGUGCUACGCGCGAUUCUCGGAGCGUGGAUUCACUUCUAAAAGCGGAGAUGAAGAUGUUGAAAAGACACUUGCAAUUACAAUUGGGCUUAUAGCUGGUGUUGCUGUCCUCAUUGUUUUCCUUUCGGUUCUAAAUAAGCUUUGUGAAAAGAAAGGUGGUAAAUAAAUAAGGCACAUCUUGUGCAUGUGGAUAGAACUUCUUCUCCUUGCUUCUUACUUGGGUAAAUUGCUUUCUUUUGAUGCUCUUUAGCUUUUGUAUAUUAGAUCUCACUUUUUACUCUAACCCAUCCUUUUUUCAAGAUUCCUUCCUAUAUCCUCAAAACAAGACUGAAAAGGUUGGCUAAAAGGUGAUGGGAAGGAAACAGGAGCCUAAAAAUCAAUAAUAGCAGCUAUAGUGCAUGUAACACUUUGGCUUCUAUAGUACUUUUGUUAACUUUGGCCUCUAUAGUACUUUUGUUAAAGUGCUCACUUUCUGCUGAAGAUAAGUCUUGCAUUAGGGCACUUUUUGUUUGUGAAGGAUAUGCAAUUUGUUAAGCCCCUUUUUUCAUGUAAGGAACACUUAUAUUCAAUUAUAAAGUCAGAAUGCAGAAAGUUCAAUUGCUA